AUGUACACACUGGCUUUUCCUACCGACUUUGGGGGGAGGGACGUCAGCAUUGAAGCAGCAGAGAAGGGCAGUGGUGCAGGGCAGUUCCCUAGCUGGCCCUUCAUUGCACUCCUCCCCCUGGGAACUCCCAUGUGUGUGUAUGUGCAUAUGCAUGAGCGUAUGUGGAUGUGUAUGCGUGGGAGUGUGUGUAUGUGUUUGCGUGGGUGUGUGUGUAUGUGUGUGUGUGUGUGUGUGUGUGUGUGUGUGUGUGUGUGGGGAGGCGCGCGGGCAUGUGUGUGUGUGUGCAUGUGCGUAGGCGCGUGCGCGCGCGUGUGUGUGUGUGUGCGUGUGCAUGUGUGUGUGUGUGUGUGUGUGUGUGUGUCUGUGUGUCUGUGUGUGUGUGUGUGUGCACGGGGCAUGGCAGUUCGCCCAGCAGCCAACGGCCUAUGUCCGGACGUGCCGUGCUGGCAGGCCCGCCUGCGCUGCCUGGGGGCCCUCGGCCGCAUUGCAGGCGCGUCGCACGCGCUGCUGGCGGAGGCGGCAGCAGCGGGCACGGCCAUGGAGCGACACCCCGACCUGCUGCGUGCACUGCUGAGGGAGUGCCAGCGGGCCAAUGACAGUGACGGGGCAGCCUUUGUGCGCAACAUGCUCGCCAUGUCCCAGCGACACUCCUAG
Closterium sp. Yama58-4 is the source of this 654-nucleotide messenger RNA. The record is from the annotation of a GenBank genome assembly. Lineage: Eukaryota; Viridiplantae; Streptophyta; Zygnematophyceae; Desmidiales; Closteriaceae.